Molecule: messenger RNA, 918 nt
Organism: Lasiodiplodia theobromae
Lineage: Eukaryota; Fungi; Ascomycota; Dothideomycetes; Botryosphaeriales; Botryosphaeriaceae
Exons: 2
Coding region: 1-918 (305 amino acids)
Molecular function (GO): oxidoreductase activity
Source: RefSeq, a predicted model, not a curated record
AUGACAUCCUUUCAAAAAGUCGCUCUCAUUGGCAAAGGCCUACUUGGCAGUGCAGUCCUCGAACAGCUGGCCAAGGACCAAUUUACGGUGACUGUCUUGAGCCGUAAUGCUUCAAGCGUUCAUGACAUUCCUUCUGGUGUGAAGGUUCAUCAAGUCGACUACUCCUCCCAGGAAAGUCUCGUAGAGGCUUUGACUGGACAGGAUGUUGUUGUCAACACGGUGGGAAUGUCUGGACUACUCGGGCAAAAAACGAUCAUCGAUGCCAGCAUCAAAGCCGGAGUGAAGCGCUACAUUCCGGCUGAUUGGGGUUCCUUCACGACCGACCCGAAUGCUCGAGCGCUGCCCAUCUUGCGUCCGAUGGUGGAAAUCCAGGACUACCUCAAGGACAAGGCAGCUUCUGGUGCGCUCGAGUACACAAUCUUCUCCGUGGGAGCAUUCCUGGACUUCGUCCUCGACUCUCCCCUCAUCCUCGAUCCCAAAGCACAUUCGAUUCAGGUGUAUGACGAAGGACGGCAUCCCUUCAGCUCUACGAGCGUGUCCGGCGUUGGACGUGCGGUAUCUGGAUCUCUCAAAGCACGUGAGGCUACAAAGAACCGCAACAUCUUCAUCCAUGAGGCUGUUUUGACUCAGGCCAAGCUCUUUCAAUGGGCGAAGAAGUACAGCCCACCAGGAACGCAGUGGACCGAAACAAAGCUUGACGCACAGCAAGAGCUGGACAGAAGUCUUCAAGACCUGGAGAAGGACCCAGGUAACGUUGGCCACACCUUCCCCAUUCUGAAAGCAUGUCUUCUUGGAGGGAAAUAUCGGUCCGCGUAUCCAAAGGUUGAUAAUGAGAUUGUGGGUCUUCCUCUCCUCACCGACAAGGAACUAGAGGCAAGGUUUGCAUCCAAGGUUCAGGGCGCUACGGUUCCGGAAUGA